CUAUAGGCUCCAGUAACUAAAGGGAGAAAAGAUUUGAAAUAAAAACAUUACUUUUUAUAGGGUUAAACUUAACAUCAUGUUAAUUUAAUGCUUUUAUUUCAAAUCUCUUCUCUUAUAGUUGCUGGAACCUAUAGGGUUAAACAAGCUUGUUGUAGGAAUAAAGGCAGGUAGAAAGUAAACACUGAUAGGCUGUAAUACAUUUCAAAAGGGACAUUUCUAGAGGAUGUGAUACAGGUGAACUGUGUCUCACCUAGACGUCAUCAACCGGGGAACAGGUGAACUGUGUCUCACCUAGACAUCAUCAACCGGGGAACAGGUGAACUGUGUCUCACCUAGACCUCAUCAACCAAGUACUGGGAAACCUUUGUGUUGUUUUUGAGCUGCUGCACCAGUAAACAGAGAGAGAAAUCAAGUUUUAUCUAGAGGGGCCAGGCUGAAACUUGUGAAGAUGGAUUCCUUACUGCGCAGUGAAAAGAUGACCUUGUGUCAGAUGUUCCUGCAGUCUGAGGCAGCUUACACAUGUGUAUCAGAGCUGGGGGAGCUAGGACUGGUACAGUUUAGAGAUCUGAACCCUGAUGUAAAUGCUUUCCAAAGGAAGUUUGUAAAUGAGAUUAGGAGAUGUGAGGAAAUGGAAAGAAAAUUACGGUUUUUGGAAAAAGAAAUCAAUAAAGACGGCAUCCCAAUGCUGAACACUGGAGACAACCCAGAUGCCCCUGCUCCCAGAGAGAUGAUUGAUCUGGAGGCAACCUUUGAAAAAUUGGAAAAUGAAAUGAAAGAAGUCAACUCAAACUCAGAGGCCCUGAAGCGCAACUUUCUUGAGCUGACUGAACUCAAGCACAUACUUAGGAAAACACAGACAUUCUUUGAUGAGGCACUGUUCAACUACCAGGCUCUGCAUGACCCAAGUAUAACAGAGGAGAGGAUUGGUCUGCUUGGAGAUGAACAACAACCUAGAGCUGGGCAGCCAAUGAGAUUAGGGUUUGUUGCUGGUGUAAUUUUACGAGAAAGAAUUCCAUCCUUUGAGGUGAUGCUGUGGCGAAUUUGUCGUGGCAAUGUUUUCCUGAGGCAGGCUGAAAUUGAUUCCCCCAUGGAGGACCCCAUCACAGGUGACAGUGUGCACAAAUCUGUCUUUAUUCUGUUUUUCCAAGGAGAACAAUUGAAAGCUCGAAUUAAAAAAAUUUGUGAAGGGUACCGCGCUACACUGUACCCAUGUCCUGAAACUCAAACUGAAAGACGAGAGAUGGCCAUAGGUGUCAUGACUAGGAUAGAAGACCUGAAUACUGUGCUGGGCCAAACUCAGGACCACCGCCACCGUGUUCUGGUGGCGGCUGCCAAAAAUAUCAAAGUCUGGUCCAUCAAGGUGAGGAAGAUCAAGGCCAUCUACCACACCCUGAACAUGUUCAACCUGGAUGUCACCCAGAAGUGUUUGAUUGCUGAGUGCUGGUGUCCAGUCUCUGACCUGGACCGCAUCCAGCAGGCGCUACGUCGGGGGACUGAACGAAGUGGCAGCAGUGUCCCCUCCAUCAUCAACCGCAUGCAGACACGUAUGGUCCCCCCCACCUACAACCGCUGCAACAAAUUUACCCAAGGUUUUCAAAACAUAGUCGAUGCUUAUGGUGUCGCUUGCUACACUGAAAUUAAUCCAGCUCCGUUCACGUGUAUAACAUUUCCAUUCCUGUUUGCCGUGAUGUUUGGUGACAUGGGCCAUGGCAUGAUUAUGUUUCUGUUUGCUUUGUUUUUGGUGCUCAAAGAAAAGGCUUUAGAAGCAAGGAAGAACCAGAAUGAGAUCUUUGGAACCUUCUUUGGGGGUCGCUACAUCAUCCUGUUGAUGGGAGCAUUCUCCGUGUACACUGGGUUCAUUUACAACGACAUCUUCUCCAAACCUUUCAACUUCUUUGGUAGCCAGUGGAGCCUGAAUAAAACAGAUCCAAGAUAUCUGGUAGUCUCUCACUCAGACAAGCCCUACUUGCUACAACUUGACCCCAAGUUCACUGCACUGGGGGACACAUAUCCUAUAGGAAUGGACCCGCUGUGGCAAAUGUCUGACAACAAGAUAGCCUUCACCAAUUCUCUCAAGAUGAAGAUGUCUGUCAUCCUUGGAGUCUCACAAAUGUUUUUUGGUAUCAUCCUCGGCUACUUCAACCACCGCCACUUCAAGAAACCACUGAACAUCAUCUUUGAUUUCAUUCCCAUGAUGCUCUUCCUGUUCUGCAUGUUUGGCUACCUGAUCAUCCUGCUGUUUGUCAAGUGGACCAAGUAUCCAUCCACAGAGUCCCAUGAAGCUCCCAGUCUGCUCAUAGGUCUAAUCGACAUGUUUCUGUUCAACUACGGCAAGUAUGUAUCACCUGGCUCACAUAUAACAGGUGAUCAAAAGCAGUUUAUUUACUCUGGCCAGCAAGGACUUCAGAGUUUCCUGGUCGUGAUAGCUGUUCUCUGUGUACCUUGGAUGAUGCUAGGAAAACCAUUUUACCUGCGAUACAUCAAUAAAUAUGGACAGGAAGUACCAAAGAGCCAGGAGGAAGAAGAUGAAGAAGUAAUGUUUAUAAACCUGACUAUCAGAGCCAGUACUAAUGGCUCAUCUGCUACUAACAGCAGUAACACUAGCUCUAGUGAGAUACAAUUUUCAAUACCUCGUUGGUUCAAGCACCAACCCCUGUCAGUCAACAGUGGAGAUCUGCUGGGUGGGGAGGAGGUGGUCCACAACCUGGAGACCAACGGCCCCUUACACACAGAGGAGGGGGUGGAGGAGGAGCAUUUCAAUUUUAGUGAAACUUUUAUCCAUCAAGUCAUCCACACCAUUGAGUUCUGCCUGGGCUGUAUUUCUCACACCGCCUCGUACCUGCGUCUCUGGGCUCUCUCCCUUGCACAUGCUCAACUUUCUGAGGUCCUCUGGCAGAUGGUGCUGCGGAUUGGCUUUGGUUUGCCCUACCCUUGGGGAGGCUUUGCUCUGGUGGUGGUCUUCCAGAUCUGGGCUGGCAUGACCGUGGUCAUUUUAGUUCUCAUGGAGGGGUUGUCUGCCUUCCUUCAUGCUCUUAGGCUCCACUGGGUGGAGUUUCAGUCCAAGUUUUAUGAUGGCACAGGGCACUUGUUCACCCCCUUCUCCUUCUCUAACCUUGUGGACACAGGUUUAGAGGACUGACCACCUGAUGAUGACCAGUACUUGUUGUAGUGAUUAAGUGUAUAGAGUAGACAAGAACCUUGUUGUUUUAAAUGGUCUGUGAUUUUUCUUAUGGUUUUAAGCUUGUUUGAUUCACGUACCAAAACUUCAUUGGGUUUAACUAAUUUUGUCAUUAAUUUUAUUAUUCUUUUGAUAUUUUUUUUCCUUAUUUAUUUAUUGUAGAGAAUGAAAUUGACAGUUGUUUAUCCUCAUCCAUGGCUUAUGGCUUGACAUUAACCACACAAAAAUUACCUCAGUGAUGCAUAAGGUUUAGAUAUUCUCCAGUGCUAUUCAUGCAGCAGCUGACAGACUAUUUUAAAAUUUUGUUUUGAAUUUAACAUGACUUCCAUCUUGACUGGAUAUUUAGAGGUCUACUAAGUUUCACUGUAGCAAAAAGAUAACUCCGGUGUUUUAAAUAGAAUACUUAACAUUAGGAACUUGCUGUGCAUUAAAUCAUAAUUGAAUUAUCAAUCAUUGCUGUAUAAAACCUCCAUUUAGGUAGAAAAUCUACUAAAUAGAUAUUCAAUUAUGCUAUAUUAAUCAUUAGUCAUGUUUCUUUGAUUCAAGUUUUACUUCUUUAAAUUCUUAUUUAAUUGAUUUUUUAAAAUUAGUACAGAUAUUUAAUUAUUACAGAAGAGCUAUUGUAUAUAUUAUUGGAUCUGACUACAUAGAAUUUUUGUCUAAACCUUGAUUCAACUCUCACAUGUAACCUAUGCCAGAUAACUUAAUUUUGUUUGCUUACCUUAUCAAGCAUUCGCUUUAGAUAUUUAUCUGAGUUUAUUUUUUAUUAUAUUAAUUAUUUUAUAAAAUGACUAUGGCCUAAAAAAGUUUAUUAGACAUCUUAAGUUAAAUAGAUCUAGCAAUCCUGGGCUUAACAGCAAGAUCGGUUUUAUUACCUAUAAAAACUGGCUUCUGGGUUAAUUUUAAAAAUUAAUUGAAGAACUUAAAUACUGCCUAUUUGAUAAUUAUUUAAUGAAUGCCAGAAUUUAUGUUUGUUUAUUCUUGAAUUUUUGUUUUAACACACUAUUAGUAUAGGACUGUCAUGGGACAUUACCAUGUUAAUAAUUCAUGUUGUCUACAGUUAAUUGGUUACAGUCAGCUAAACAUUUUUUUCCUGUAAUGAAUUAAUGUUCCUUUCCAACUUUUGUUGAUUAUUUACAAGUGUAAAUGUAAAAUCUAUUUUUAGAAAGAAAUGUUGUUUUCUGUUGCAACAAAUUUAAGAGAUGCUCAUUAACUGGACUAACAUGUUUGAGGGAUGAAAAUGAACUGACAAGUUGUAAGAGAUAUUCCCUGUCAUCUGGCCAUCUGUUCUUUUAACCUAAAAGAUAUUUGUCUACAAAUGUUUGUGAGUAGGACUACUGAGUGACUGAAAGAUUUUCUUCAACAUGUUUGGUUUACUUGUACACUUCAGUUUCUUUUUGUAAAAUCACAAGAAUUUUGUCAUCCAUAGGACCACAUGUACUUGAAGCCAAUUAGGUUUUCUGACAUUGAACUACAGUGGCAGAGUUUUGCUUUUUUAAUAACCUACAAUAAAUGAGAGCUAGUCACUAGGUAGAUCAUAACCACUUCUAAAAUUUGGUUUGUAAGAUUGUGUGCAAUUUUAUUUUCUCUUACUGAUAUUCAGCUCAAGCUUUUAUUUUGUAUUACCUGCAUUUGAUUUCUCUUUAUGAGUAACUUGCAUUCAUUGUGGGCUCUGUUAUGUGAUCUCAUGUCAAUCUUGUCAAGGGAAAUAACUAAGAUUAAUCUUUCAAGGGAAACUACUGUACAUUUUAAAUUUGGGGAGCUAACAAAAGAGAGGAAGCUGUUUUAAAAGAAUUUAUUUCUUGUCGCAUCUUUAUUUAAUUGUUACAAGUUUAAUUAUCAAUAGUUUAUCUUGUGUUAUUUCUAAACAUUCAAACCUUUUAUGUACCAUUCUACUGUUGAAUUCAUGUUUUAUUUUAUAGCUUUAGACUGUACCCAGUAUUGAUUUGUUUUAUCUAAAUCUACUGUAUUGUGAAUAUAUUUUUUGUUUAACUUAGUUCAUUUAAGACUGUGGGAGUUGUAAUAAAACCAACCUAAGCACCUACUCUUCAUUGCAUUUUAGUUCAUUGUAUAGCACAAUAAAUUAAAACUAUUUAGCACAUGUAAAGAUGAAUUCCAUCCUAGUGUAUUAUAUAUUUAACUGAUCCUAGAACUUACAUCUAUUAAAGUGUCAGCUGUGUGUAGGUCUGUGCUGCUUUAAAAUCAUUUGUGACAACUAACCAUGGCUUCAUCACUAAUGUUUUUGUUUGAGUCAGUUGUUGCUUGCUACAGUUUGGAUCACUGAAAUCACAUAAGGAACUAUUACAAUUAAAAAUUUUACCGUUUGUUUUUUUAAAAUCAAUAUAUAUAUAUAUAUCACAUCUCCACAUUUUUGCUAAUUAUCAAGUAAUUUACAGUAGCUGAUAUGUUUCAGUAUGUUAUAAGACAUGACUGGUUUUCUCAAGAAUAUUUAAUUUUUGCAGUUUAUUAAUUUAUUACCUGUUUGACAAUGUUAUAGACCAAGCAAAAUUUGUUUAAAUUGAUGUUUGAUGGCACUUGUUUAGUAUCCUGUGUAAUAGACAGUUACUGUGAGCUAGCAAUGAAAUCUUUAGUUACCCUUUUGUUGCAGGCUUGUGUAAAGAUGUAGAACUGGUGUAGCAACCUUUGUUGGUGCCAAAUUUUUGUACAUUUGUGUUCAUUGUUUAAUUCCAUGGUUUUAAAUAAAUUGGUGUAAGCAACAUUU
This is a messenger RNA of Physella acuta, 5900 nucleotides long. Its product is annotated as V-type proton ATPase 116 kDa subunit a 1. Gene Ontology annotation, biological process: proton transmembrane transport; vacuolar acidification. Gene Ontology annotation, cellular component: vacuolar proton-transporting V-type ATPase complex; plasma membrane; vacuolar proton-transporting V-type ATPase, V0 domain. NCBI's taxonomy places the organism in Eukaryota, Metazoa, Mollusca, Gastropoda, Physidae. Gene Ontology annotation, molecular function: ATPase binding; proton-transporting ATPase activity, rotational mechanism. The record is from RefSeq and is a predicted model, not a curated record.